AUGCUUCUUCUCCAAGUUCAACCUUUUGUUUUGUUGUUCUUCUUCAAGUUAUGCUCCUUAUGAUUUAUUUGCUAUAUGGAUAUACGCUUCCAACACGUACCCGCUUCCUAAUAUUUUAAAAAAUCUCGCUUCUGCGCUUCUUUACGUUUCCGCUUCCACGUACCCGCUUCCGUUUCCAUGUAACAUAGCUUAAAAUAGUAUAAUAGCCGUUUGGGCAAGAACUCUUUGGUCUCUUCCAUUUCUUUUUUUCUAAACUCUUUGGUCUCUUCCAUUUUUUUUCUUUAAACUCUUUGGUUACUUCAUCUAAGUGCUGUUUCUUUACUCAACCUCUAGGUUCGAGAGAAGAAGAAGACAAAAGGGUUGUUGCAAUGGAUAGUCUGCGAAAUCUAUUGCCCUUUUCAACGGUUGGUAGUGACCUGAGAGAAUCAAAGGAGCUUGUUCAGAGACUUGACGUGCCUGAGAGUACCAAAGCCUUUGUGUUUGCAAUCAAAGUCCCUGAGCAUGAUUCCACCAUCUACUUACUCUCAGUUCAGAACCUAUCUCAAAGAUCUGCUACCGACGCCGAGUGUCUUAUACGUGAACUCCGUCCUGACGCUGUUGUGGCUCAGGUGAGCCCUUCAGCUUUUGGAGAUGAUCAUGAGGAGGAGGGCUCAAUCCCAACGUCAGCUUUUAAAGUUCUUGCACGUUGUCUCUCAGACGAAAGUCUUAACAAAGAAAAGUACCAAAGCGUUGCAAGGAACUUGGUAAUGAAGGAGAUCUUUGGGACAAGCUUUAGCGCACAUCUAACGGCGGCUAAAAGGGUUGCUGAGGAGGUUGGUUCGACGUUUAUGGUACUUGAAUCUCCUUUUCUUAUGGAUGGUCUGACUAAAUCUCCUUUAGGCUCCACAAGGUUUCAGAUAAGCAAUGAUCAACGGUCACUGAUGCAGCGACUCUUAUCUUCACAUAUUACUCACCUCAGUAAUGAGAUUGAAUCUGAGGUUCCACCGUUUGCUCUCUCCGUUUAUAACUUACUCGUUGAGCUUCAUAACAUCUUUAACGAUCUCCCAGCUAUGAGGAAAGCUCUAGACACUGCCACAAAGAUGUUGUCUGAUGUGAAUAACGGCGAAGCCGUUGAUGCAGAGGCUCUCUCUGAAGUUUACCUCUUCAGGCUUGCGGUUGAAGGUCUUAGAAUUGCUUUGAACAAAGGUGGUCGGCUAAACAACAUCAGGAACCUAGGGGGCGAAGUUCAGUUUUCGAAGCUAUCUUCUGAUGACAAAGCUUAUGCCCUUAUGGCAGAUGAUCUUCGUAGUCAGGCCAAGAAGUUCAAGAACAUAGUAGCGGUCAUAGACGCGGGUAACCUCGCAGGCCUUAGGAGGCACUGGAGGACUCGUGUUCCUCAAGAAGUUCUAGCUAUGUCGAUCGAGCAUACGGUGCAGGACUGUGAUCCAAAGAUAAAACCGGUGGUGGCUGUUGGUGGAGCUUUAACACUAUCCAAGUCCUCCAGGUUCUUGAACCGUUUCUUGACACGCAAGGCAUCGGCAUUUACCAAAAUGGUGUAUCCCUCAGCGUUAUCCGCCGAGAGAAUCAGAGGAGUGACACAGUAUAUUUUAACUUCAGCUGAAGGAACUAGCUUAGAGUCCAUGAGAGCUGCAUUCUACGCGAUGAUGAUGCGGAAUAGGAGGAGGCUAGCGAAACCUAUGGGUGCCUUACCGAUGGUUGUGUUUGGAGCCGGUCUUGCAAGUUUUUCCGGGUUGAUCUACUGUGAAGAGAGGAUUGAAUGUGCAGCUGUGACUCUUCCUUCAGCUCCUUCGAUCGCAAAACUUGGUCGAGGGGUUCAGAACUUGCGUGAGGCGUCUCUGGAAGUGACUAGGAGAGGAAACAACGGGGUACAUAACGCAAUGCAGGGUCUUAGUCAGAGGGUGAGGAACUUGACGCUUAAUUAUUUAAAUUUCAAACCAAAUCUGGUUCGUUAUAUUUGUAAACGUCGUAUCUAAUCAAUACUACUAAAAGAUGAUCAUUCACAAAUUGUACACUUAAUGAAAAUUGCACUUUUCUCAUAAACGUUGUAUCAAUUUUUUUUAAAAAAUAUUAUCAGAUAUUUUAUGUUUUAUCGGAUCAAUAGUAUCAAAUCGCAUGUUAAUAGUGAGUUUUUGAGUUUUUACCGGGUUAUAUCAGAUUUUUAAUUAACAAUUUUUUCAUUAAAU
Messenger RNA from Brassica napus (rape), 2183 nucleotides. RefSeq lists its product as uncharacterized. The record is from RefSeq and is a predicted model, not a curated record. Bases 369 to 1973 code for a protein of 534 amino acids. NCBI's taxonomy places the organism in Eukaryota, Viridiplantae, Streptophyta, Magnoliopsida, Brassicales, Brassicaceae. The transcript has a single exon.